This is a messenger RNA of Corylus avellana, 3922 nucleotides long. Its product is annotated as Rho termination factor. Gene Ontology annotation, biological process: DNA-templated transcription termination. The record is from RefSeq and is a predicted model, not a curated record. Lineage: Eukaryota; Viridiplantae; Streptophyta; Magnoliopsida; Fagales; Betulaceae.
GCUUUCAGUCAGAGACUCAGAGCACUUCAUCACUCAUUUUUUCUCUCUAACUUGGAGAUUGCGAAACCCUAGAAAUUCAUUUUCUCUUUCCUUUUGCUGUUUGGUCUCCGAGAAAGAAGGAUAUUUCUUGAAAUUCAUGGAUUUGGAUCUAUGGGGCUCAUCAUAUCAUCAAGUUGCACAGGAAAGCAGUUACAGUACGCUUCCUGGAUGGGAAUGUGACUUCUACAUUGGUUAUGGAUAUGAUGUGAUAGAAGAAGAUGCUUUGAAUGAGAAAUCUUGUAUUCAAGUGUUAAAGAUAUUGAUAACAAAGGCAGAUACUGAAAUUGAUGAACUUGAAGAAGAUCUUGUAUCCCUUCAAAGUCAACUAGCCUGGGCUGAACAUGAGGAAUGGCCUGAAUUAUGCUGUAAUGCUCUGACAGAAAAGAUUAAUUGCCUUGAUAUUUCAAUAAGAAAUUUGAAGAAUACAGAUGAGAAUGAUAUUGAGGUUCAGUUACUAAUGCAUAGAGAACCUGUUGAGAGAGUACAUGAAAUAGUGAGGGCUCUACUCAGAAAUUAUAUCCAAGAGAAAGAUGAGCAGCCUCUUGAUGCCCUUGCCUUGGACUCAAGCUCAAAUGUUCCAAAACAUGCUGUUAGCUUAUUGGAUGAGAAUGAAAUGUCGAGCAAUAUUGAUUCAAGUAUCAGCAUAAAGGAAGAAACCAAGGAAUCCAGUAUUACCGGAAAAUGUACAGGCUCAAAUUUAUCUUUGAAGCUUCAAGAGAAGAAAUCAAAUGAUACAGAAACAAUUAAGCCUAAAGACAGUACCAUAGAAAAUUCAAGUGAAGAUGCUUUGCUGCAUGCAAUUGACCACUAUAACAAGAAGAAAAAGUUGAGCGGUCCUAAUCUGAAAAUCAUGGGUGAGGAGAUUGAAGAACAUGAAUCCACUCCUAUGGUGGAUGAUAUUAUUUUAGGGUCAUCAUCCAACUCUGAGGGAAAGAGAAGAGAUCAUGGUCAAGAGGUCAAGCCUCUUGAUGCCAUUGCCUUGGACUCAAGGUCAAAUGUUCCAAAACAUGCUGCCAGCUUAUUGGAUGAGAAUGAAAUGUCAAGCGAUAUUGAUUCAAGUAUCAGCUUUAAGGAAGGAACCAAGGAAUCCAGUAUUACAGGAAAAUGUUUGGCACUUCAAGAGAAGAAAUCAAAUUAUCCAGAAACAAUUAAGCCUAAAGACAGUACCAUAGAAAAUUCAAGUGAAGAUGCUUUGCUGCAUGCAAUUGACCACUAUAACAAGAAGAAAAAGUUGAGCGGUCCUAAUCUGAAAAUCAUGGGUGAGGAGAUUGAAGAACACGAAUCCACUCCUACGGUGGAUGAUAUUAUUUUAGGGUCAUCAUCCAACUCUGAGAGAGAGAGAAGAGAUCAUGGUCAAGAGGUCAAGUUUGUGUUCUUCUACAUUGAACAGCCUCUUGAUGCCAUUGCCUUGGACUCAAGGUCAAGUGUUCCAAAACAUGCUGCCAGCUUAUUGGAUGAGAAUGAAAUGUCAAGCGAUAUUGAUUCAAGUAUCAGCUUGAAGGAAGGAACCAAGGAAUCCAGUAUUACAGGAAAAUGUUCUGGCUCAAAUUUAUCUUUGGCACUUCAAGAGAAGAAAUCAAAUUAUCCAGAAACAAUUAAGCCUGAAGACGGUACAAUAAAAAAUUCAAGUAAAGAUGCUUUUCUGCAUACAAUUGACUACUCCAACAAGAAAAAGUUGAGCUGUCCUAAUAUGAAAAUCAUGGAUGUGGAGAUUGAAGAACACAAUUCCACACCUACAUUGGAUGAUAUUAUUUUAGGGUCAUCAUCCAACUCUGAGGGAGAGAGAACAGAUCAUGGUGGAAAGGUCAAGCCUGCAAAAACUAUCGGGAAAGGUUCCAGCUCUGAUGCUAUUAGGGAUGCAGCUGGCCGCCCCCUUGGAAAAUGUGACUUGAAUGUUAGCAGGAAUGAGGAAGUCAGAGAGUACAAUUCUGCUGCUACUGAUAAAAUGAAAAUCUUAAAUUCAUCUUCAAACCCCAAAGGCGUGGGAAAUCUGCCGAAGACAGACAAGCAAGCAAAUUCUAUUGUUACAAGCAGUAGUGCAGAGGCUCUGAGACAUGCAGCUGGCCUCAAGAGGAGGGAAAAAGGUUCUGAUUCUGAUUUCGGUGCUUUGGGACAGGCAGAAAGUGGAAAUUCUGAUUUAGAGUUACUAAGGGAUUUUGUUGCGAAAAUUGCGCGUAAAGAGUGUGUCAAAGGAUUAAAGAUUGCUCCAACUGAUAAGAUUGAUGCUUUGGGUUCAUCUGUGAAGACAGAAUGCAAGAGGAAAAAUCCUCCACAAAAAGUGGAGGUUCAACAAGCUGGUUUUGCUAAACCUGGCCGCUCCUCCUCAACUUCACUUUUAGAGAUGCAAGAUCAAAGGGGACGAGAAGCAAUCAAGCUGCAGAUAAUGGAGGAUGGAAAGUCACAGGCAGAAGAUAUUCAAAAGGUUGAAGUUGCUACUAUUGCCAAGAAGUCAAUUUUGAAGGUAUCUCUGAAGCCACAAAAGCACAAGGGAAAGAGGAAAAUGGAGUCAGAUACACCACAGUUCCAAGAACCAGCUUUCCCCUCUAUCAGUGUUGUUUCAGAUUCUUCUAUUUCAAAAUCCAAAAGCAAACAAAAAUCUGGAGUCAGCACCGACAUUGUCAUUUUCAAUGAGUCUUCGAGCAGGAAGGUCACGAAGAGACUAGUUCACUCUGGCCAAUGUAAAUCCAAAGAGCAAUGUGUUGCUCAUGAUGACGGCAAAAGUUCCGUUUCAGGCACACGGAAUAAGAAAAGAAAGAGAACAGAUUUUCCAAGCACUGUAAAGAUCCGAGAUUCAGCUGUUCAUAUGGAACUCUCAAAGUUUCCUGGAAGUAAGGAAAAUCUUCAGAUCAUCAACUUCUACUCCGAAGAUGAUUCCCAAAGUAAGGCUUUAGUUCUUUAUGAUGAUUCUCAAAGUAAAGCUUUAGCUCCGUAUGAUGAUUCCCAAAGCAUGGCUUUAGUUCCGUAUUAUGAUUCCCAAAGUAAAGCUUUAGUUCCGUAUGAUGAUUCCCAAAGUAAAGCUUUAGUUCCGUUACCUUAUACAGAUAUUAACUUGGGGAAAUUGAAAUUAAUUGAUCUGAGGGCCAUUGCCAGGGAACAGAAAGUGCCCAAGUAUAGUAAGCUUCGAAAACAGGCGCUGCUUGAACUAUUAGUGGACCAUUUGCGCGGACUGAGGUAUUUCUGAAUUUACAAGUGGAUGUACAUAUUUUCCUGUUCUUUUGUUUUCAUAGGCGUUCCUAUAGUUGCCUUGUUUCGUAGCCGUCCGGCGGAUUUUGAAUGGUUCAGUUCUACAGAGGACUUUUGAGGUAAAUCUCCAUCAUCAGUAAUGGGAGCUCAACAAAAGGUUGAAAAGAAAAGAAAAAAAAUAGGGAAAAAAAUUUACAAAGAUGUAGUUCUGAAAGGAUUUAGAAAUUUCAUGACAUUGUCUUUCAUAUCUUACAGUGAAGUAGUUACUGAUAAUUACGAAAGUAUUUUCUACUGCCAUUGGAUGUCAGAUGUAGCAUCAAUCUUUUUGCCCACUAACUUGUCAUAGGUUUUAAAACCAAGUACGCGAAGGCCUGGUGAUAACAUCCUCAUUUAUUUUGCUAUUACAUCUUUAAUUGAAGGUUGAUACUAUUUUUCACUAAUAGAAACUACAGGAUCUUUAAUGGAAAGAGAAGGGGACCAAAGAAUGUGUUAAAGUUGUACUCUUCCCUAAAACCGACUAAAGAGGUGCCUGGACAAAUGGGCUUUACAACUUUUCUUUCUUAUGUUGCUUACAUUUUUUAUGAAAUUCAAAGAGGCCAGAAUAAUGUUUCACACUUUCAUUUUUUCACUCACACUUUCAAGUAGGGGUAAAAAUGCAGACGUGGAUAAUAGCAAUAUUCGCAUUUGCAAAAUGCGGAUA